GUGUGUGCGGGCAGGGAGGGGGAGAGAGAGCGCGGACUCAGCUCUCCUUCACACUCGCCCGGAGUAUCUGUCUGGCUACACGCGUCCGAGCUGCAGAAGCCGCUGGUUCCGCGGCCAACAAGAAUGAGCCGCUUCCGAUAAAGGACGGACCGCUUGCCCGCGACCUUUCUGCUCCUUCCGAACUUUAUUGAUCCCCCCCACCCCAUGUCUCCCCCCCCUUGUUUCCGCGCUCUCCGCCCGUGCCUAAUGGAGGGCCCCGUCCGGAUCGGCCAGCUCAAGAAUGCGCUCCCCUGUUCCGCCCGGCUCGCCGCGGCUCGCACCCCCCUGUGAAAGAGCAGGUGUCUGCUGGGGUCCCGGGACAGGCCUGUGGAGCGAGCGUGCGCUAUGGACUCCAGUCUGGGGGCCCUGCCUCGGCUCGUGUGCCUCAGUCUGAGCCUGGCCUCCAUCCUCGGCUGCUCAUGUGCCCGGCUGUCGUUCCGAGAGGAGCCCGUCUCUGCCACCCAGCGGCCGGGGGGGCCCGUGCUCCUGCGCUGCUCGGCCCAGCCCGAAGAGGCGCGGGUGUCCUGGCUGUGGGAGGGACGCCCGCUGGACCCCGCGGCCCUGCCCCCCGAGCUGGAGCUGAGGCCCGGCGCGCUCGCCAUCCGCGCUCUGCACCCGCCACACACUGGCCGCUACUUCUGCGUUGCCCAGCUCGGGAGCAGGGCCAUCGCCAGCCGGAACGCCCACAUCACCAUCGCAGAGAUCUCGGCGUUCAGGGAUCUGCCCCGGCGGCUGGUGAAGGCGGAGGAGGGCGGCACGGCGCUGAUCCGGUGCCAGCUUCCUCCGAGCACCCCUCCGGCUGUGCCGCGGUUCAGGGUUCGAGGGCAGUGGCUGGAGCAGUCCACAGGAGACUUCUUCAUUUUUCCGUCUGGGAGCCUUCAGAUCCGGGCCGUGUCGCCCCAGCACCAGGGCACGUACAGGUGUGGGGCGCACAACCCGGUGACCCAGGAGACCAGGCUGGAGCCCCACGGCCAGAGGCUGGCAGUCACACGCCCGGCCGACCCCGCCGCCCCCGCCCCCCUGCGGAUAGUGUACCCCACCUCCCCGCAGACGGUGUCCGUGGUCAAGGCGCAGCCCCUGGUCCUGGAGUGCAUCGUGGCGGGACGGCCCGCCCCCGCCGUGCGCUGGACCCGGGAGGGGCGGCAGGUGGCUCUCGGGCCGGGCCGGAGGCUGCAGCACCACAGCCUGGUCCUGGACAGCGCGGCGAGGAGCGACGGGGGCGCCUACCGCUGCUCGGCGCGGGACCAGACGGGCAGGGUGGUCAGCGCCGAUUACACCGUGGAAGUGCUCGAGCCGGCCUCGGUGUCACAGGGACUGUCGGACCGGUCUGUGUCUGUGGGCUCGUCUGUGAACUUCACCUGCGCGUCCAGGGGAAACCCCGCCCCCAACGUCACCUGGCUGCUGGACUCCGCCCCCCUCGCGCCCUCGCCCCGCCUCCAGCUCUCCGGCUCCUCCCUCCGCAUCGCCUCUGCAGGGCCCCAGGACCAGGGCGUGUACCAGUGCCUUGUGGACAACGGGAUUGGCUCUGCCCAGUCCUCUGGGAUGCUCACCGUCCAAUCAGCACCCUUGGAGACCAGCACAGUGGGUGUGGCUCCCGAAGCUCCGCCUUCAGCUCACCCUGUCCAGAGUGAUGAGGGGGAGGAGCCACCCGCGCAGGAGGAGGGGCUAGGAGGCAGCCUGGCCCCACCCACAGAGAGGACCAGCGACACGCCCACCCCUGAAGCGCCAAUCAUCACCAGCCCCCCACAGACUCACAAGCCAGACGUGUACGACCUGGAGUGGCGGGCCGGCCGGGACUGGGGCAGCCCCAUCAUUGCCUACUUCGUGAAGUACCGAAAGCUGGACGAGAUGGGCACUGUGCUGGGAGGCUGGCACACGGUGCGGGUGCCGGGCAGCGAGAAGGCCCUGCGCCUGUCUGAGCUGGAGCCCUCCAGUCUGUACGAGGUCCUCAUGGUGGCCCGGAGCGCCGGCGGGGACGGCCAGCCCGCCAUGCUCACCUUCCGCACCGGCAAGGAGCGCAGCGGCCCCUCCAGCAGGAGCCCCCAUCCGCAGGGCCCCUCUCCGCCUGCGGGCAGGCCCGAGAAGCUGCCCGCCAGCGAGGCCCUGAACACGCACUUCGGGGUGGUGGUGCACGACCGGGUGCCCGAGGCUCCAGACCGGCCCACCAUCUCCAUGGCGACGGAGAGCUCGGUGUACGUCACCUGGAUCCCGCGGGCCAACGGCGGCUCCCCCAUCACCGCCUUCCGGGUGGAGUACCGCAAGCAGGGCCGCAGCGCCGACUGGGUCCCCGCGGCCGACAACAUCUCGCCGCUCAAGCUGUCCGUGGAGGUCCGGAGCCUGGAGCCAGGGGCAACGUACCGUUUCCGGGUGAUCGCCAUCAACACCUACGGGGAGAGUCCGCACAGUGCCCCCUCCAGGCCGUACCAUGUGCCUGCAGUCAGCACGCACUUCACCACCCGUCCUGUCGCCGGCCCCCACAUCUCCUCCACCGACGCUGUUAGCGACACUCAGAUCAUCCUGCGCUGGACCUACACACCCUCCAGCAACAACAACACCCCCAUCCAGGGCUUCUACAUCUACUACCGCCCCACGGACAGCGACAACGACAGCGACUACAAGAGGGACGUCGUGGAAGGCAACAAGCAGUGGCACCUGAUUGGCCAGCUGCAGCCCGAGACGUCCUAUGACAUCAAGAUGCAGUGCUUCAACGAUGGUGGAGAGAGCGAGUACAGCAACGUCAUGAUCUGUGAGACCAAAGCCAGACAGGCCCCCGGCGUGUCUCCUGGAGGGGGGGCCGGAGCGGUGACGCCCCCAGGGCCCCCGGAGCGGGGGGGCGGCGGCGCAGGCGGUGUCCAGAGCCAGCGGGGAGGGGACAUGCUGUACCUGAUCGUGGGCAGCGUGCUGGGCGUGAUGGUCCUCAUCCUGCUGGCCUUCAUUGCCAUGUGCCUGUGGAGGAGCAGACAGCAGAGCAGCCUGCACAAGUACGACCCUCCCGGGUACCUGUACCAGCCCGCGGAGAUGAGCAGCCACGUCCUGGAGUACGCAGCGCUGCCCGGCACCAGCCACGCCAACGGCGGCCUGCGCCCUCUGCCCGGCGGCUGCCCACACCUGCACCACAAGCUGCCCGGCGGCCCGCCGCUGCUGGCUGGCGCGCACCGCCCGCACAACGGGGGCGGCGUGUACACGGCGCUGCCCCAGUCGGACCCCUCGGACUGUAUGAGCUGCCAGAACUUCUGCAACAACAACAGAUGCUACACAAAGACCAACGGGACGUUCUCUAAUGGCACUCUUCCCAUGAUGCAUCACAUGUCACCCUGCCAGCAGGAUGGGCUGGAGAUGAUGCCCUUGGCUCAUGUGACCCCGGGCUGCGACACCCCCACUGUCCCACAAUGCCCAGGGGAACUGGGCGAGGAAGGGGAGAAAGGCAGCAUGACCCUUCCGCCUUCCCAGCAUUCCUGCUGCCAGGCAGGGGAAUACUGCCAGCUAGGAGGGAGAGGUGAGGAGCUGCACUGUCGGGAGGCGGAGGGACCUGUGCUGGUGUGCUGGGAGACUCGGGGUCCGCCGGUCCUGGACUGUCCCGAGACGGCGGGCUGGAUCUCCACAGGCACGGCCAUGGACAGAGCCCUUGGGGACUUCUCACAGCCGGAGCUGCUGGAGACCUGAAGGUCUGCGGCCCAGGAGGCGCCGGGGUGUGAGUGGCUGUACAAGGACACAGGGAGCCCAGGAGCAGGAGGGAGGAUCAGCGUGCACAAGCGAGGCAGGAAAACAGCAGUGACAACUUUUUAGACACUUAUUUAUUUUUUGUAGUAGUAAAAUAUUAUUGCAUAUGAAUGUAUCUGUUUUAAGAAAAAAAAGUUUGUCUUUUCUAUUAUUUAUGCUUUUUGAUGAGAUUUUUUUAUUUUUGUCUUCCACACAGUGGGGAGUUUAGCCUUUUUCUGUAUAAAGUUUUGUAAUAAUAUAAAGAGAA
This is a messenger RNA of Lepisosteus oculatus (spotted gar), 4006 nucleotides long. The record is from RefSeq and is a predicted model, not a curated record. NCBI's taxonomy places the organism in Eukaryota, Metazoa, Chordata, Actinopteri, Semionotiformes, Lepisosteidae.